AUGGACAUGGCCAUUGGUAGUGAGCUUGGCUUCCCUACCGCUGCAAUCUGCACUACCCUUGCUCCCACUGGACCCCAUGAGUCUGUCACCGCUGUGGUGGCCACUGCUGUAGUCCUCAUGCCCCAGGUUGGAUUUGACUUGCAAGGAACCCCACAGUCUGGAUCCAAAAUAAAACCGCAGGCAUGCAGAGAUCUUGGCAUACUAUAUACAUCAUGCAGUUUAUCUGAGAUUCUGACUCUUAAACAUUGUCCCCCAGGUAUUGAUUAUAAGACGACAACAAUACUUCUAGAUGGCCGUCGAAUAAAACUACAGCUCUGGGAUACAUCGGGGCAAGGGAGAUUCUGUACCAUAUUUCGUUCCUACUCAAGAGGUGCUCAGGGGGUGAUACUAGUAUAUGACAUUACAAAUCGUUGGUCCUUUGAUGGUAUUGAUCGAUGGAUAAAAGAGAUAGAUGAGCAUGCUCCUGGUGUACCUAAAAUCCUGGUUGGAAAUCGCCUUCAUUUAGCCUUCAAGCGUCAAGUCUCUACUGAACAAGCACAAACCUAUGCCGAGAGAAUAGGCAUGACUUUUUUUGAAGUCAGCCCACUCUGUAACUUUAACAUUACAGAGUCUUUUACUGAACUGGCAAGGAUUGUGCUAAUGAGACAUGGGAUGGACCGGCUCUGGAGGCCAAACAAGGUACUAAGUCUGCAAGAUCUUUGUUGCCGUGCCAUAGUUUCCUGUACACCUGUGCAUCUUGUUGACAAGCUGCCUCUCCCUGUUGCCUUAAGAAGCCAUCUCAAAUCUUUCUCUAUGGCCAAUGGUCUUAAUGCCAGGAUGAUGCAUGGACGCUCCUACUCUCUUACUUCGAGCAACAACAAGAGGAACAGCCUAAAGAAAGCUAAAAUUAUCCGUCCACUACAGAGCCCACCCAAAAACUAUACACGAAACAGCUGUAAAAUUUCCUGAAUCUGACAUGGGCAAAAACAGAGUGGAAUCUCCUCACAAGGAGUGUUGAACACAAGAACUCUUGUUUUUAAUAGUUGAGCAUACUCUGCAUAUGUAUCACACUUACAUAGACAAAAUAAGAAAAAUCUUAUUUUAGAGCUUGCUCACCAUCAUAAUGCUGCUUUGGGAUGAAUGAUAAGUUCAGUGCAACUGAAAAGGAUGUGACACUUUGCUGUUGGACUUUAAUAUUUCAAGUUUUGAUGUGCAUGAUGCCCUUGGUUUUUUUAGGUGUAUUUUUAUAAAGGGAAUAAUCAUAGUAUUGAGUUCUUAAUUUCAUGAAAUCUUGAAGUGACUUUAUUGCGUAAUUAUAUCAAAUCCUGUUUAGCUGCAAACUUUAUUUGCAAAGAGGCAAAAGUGAGUGUAUUUGAUUUGCAUAUUCAGGCAAAGGUUUUUUUUAAAUGCAAUGUAUUGUAUACAUUGUAAACUACACAAAUAGUGAGAAAUUCUAGUAAUAUUGCAGUUGUGCGCCUAUUUUUUUGUACAUUUUCCUUGAUAACCUUGAAGCACUAAUUUAACGAAGCUGCAAACAUGUACAUAGAACAUUAUGCACAUACACAACAAGGUUUUGUCCGUUAGUGUAUGAAACAGAUUUGAUAAAGUUUUUGGUAUGUUAUUUAAUACUUUUGGGAUUAAUCUGUGGUUUAUAUGCUUAUUUUUCUGUAUAUCUACAUUUUUUGUACCAGAUGUUCUAUAAGAUAGUUAUAGGAAGAAAAUGCCAAAGACACUAUUCGUAACAGCUGUAAGAAGAAUGUGUUUGAAGUGCUGCUUUAUAAGGAAAGAAUAUUAUUUAAAAUAAAUGUAUCUGGAAGUGUGAA
Alligator sinensis (Chinese alligator) is the source of this 1802-nucleotide messenger RNA. RefSeq names its product RAB40B, member RAS oncogene family (gene RAB40B). Lineage: Eukaryota; Metazoa; Chordata; Crocodylia; Alligatoridae. The transcript has 6 exons. The record is from RefSeq and is a predicted model, not a curated record. Bases 1 to 948 code for a protein of 315 amino acids. Gene Ontology annotation, biological process: protein localization to plasma membrane; intracellular signal transduction. Gene Ontology annotation, cellular component: synaptic vesicle; plasma membrane; endosome. Gene Ontology annotation, molecular function: GTP binding; GTPase activity.